Messenger RNA from Corapipo altera (White-ruffed manakin), 5202 nucleotides. It is a transcript of the gene FBXO34, whose product is annotated as F-box protein 34. NCBI's taxonomy places the organism in Eukaryota, Metazoa, Chordata, Aves, Passeriformes, Pipridae. The transcript has 2 exons. The record is from RefSeq and is a predicted model, not a curated record. The coding region runs from base 2472 to 4700 and encodes 742 amino acids. Gene Ontology annotation, molecular function: protein binding.
UUUUUUUUUUUAUUUUCCUUCUUUUUUUUCUUUUUUUUUAAAUUCACAAGCACAGCUUUUUACUCCUCACACAGUAGGAAUUUGUCAGGGGCUUGCUGGCAUUAAUAGACUAUUUCAGCUCUUUUCUAUGGCCCAGCAGCUAUAGAGGAGGGGAAAAAGCAUGCUUUGUAUGGAGCUGUGGUUGGAGCUGUGCUGCAGUGCCCAUCUGAAGUUGGCUGGGUCUAUUUUGCCAGCUUUUGCCUCCCUCUGGUAGGUGCUGGUCCCUUCCUAAACACAUGACAUCCCACUGUAUGAUUCCUGUGCUUGGAUCAGGGUUGUGGCUGCUCCUGACCUGAACCUUCUUUUCAUGGUUUUGCUUCUCGAGCUCUUCACAAGAUACCUUUGGGUUUCAGUUUUUUGUCUGGCUUUUAUCUUUUACUUCUCAGUUGAUCCCCAAAGGAGUAGGACUAGCACAAAACAUGUGGUGUUUCUAACCAGGGAUACAUGGGAGGGAGUUCUAGCUCUUGAAAAAGUGAGUGGCAUUCUUGAAAUGGUGUGGUUGCGUUUAUUUGGGUGUGGAUAUAAUCAUGUUUUUUGUGAUACAGCUCCUGCUGAGUCUGAAAUGCUAGUGUCAGUAAAGCCAGAAGGAAAGCCAGACAAAAGCUUGGAGAAAAGUCAGGAUUUCAGUGCCUCUUACUGAUGGUUCAUGGGAAAGUAACGAUUUUGUGUUUGAUUUUCCCAAAGCACUAGGCACAUGCUUUUUUUUUUUUUUCCCCUCUGUGAAUUACUGUUUGUGAAAAUGUAUUUUACAGCUCACAAAACAUCAGAAACAGCUGAUUUUUGUGCCUAGGUUUUGCUCGUAGGGGUAGGUCCUUGUUACAGACCCUGGGUAGUCUAAUGAAAGUGGUGUUUAACUACAGAGUUUCAAUUUCUGCUGAUCAUGGCAGCCUGACUCCUGGUAUUCCUGAAUUCCUGGAGCUGAGGACAUGCUCUCAUCCCCCUGCUCUGCCAGUGCAAUGCCUCCUCCAUCUUCUCCACCCGACACGUUUCUUAGCCUUGUGUAGAACUCAGCAGAGAUUUCUCCAUGAGGACUGGAAUGUGUUUAUAUAAUAUUUUAUAUAUUAUUUUAGGCUCCUGCUACUCAAAUGUAGGCAAAUGAUUAACCUCUCCAUCACCAUCAGUAGACGAAUCGUGGAAUUGCUGUAGCAGAAAGUCAAAUAAGAUGGGUCUAAACCGGCUUCUGUUUUUUCCUGCCUGGAAAAUUCAUCCUUCGUGGCUUUCUCAGCAAGUGUGGCUACCAAGAGCAGCUUUUCCAGGCCAGGAGUGUUUAGUGGGAGCACUGAGCUGGAACCACACUGGUCAAGCACUGGUUGGUGUGUAGGUUGGGGCUCUUCUGUGUGGGAGGUGUUGGGAGGGGGUUGAUGUGAGAGGCUCCAUCUCUGCAAAAGCAGGGGUAGGGCAGCAGCAGGAACACUGGGCAAAGCUGCUGAAAAGGAGAGAACAACCUGCUGCACUAAAUCACAGAUCCCCUGGGGACACAGCUCUAUGUUUAGCAUCCUCAAAUGGCAUUCCUUUAUUACGGCAUCAUUGAGCGUGGUCCUCUAGAGAGGAAGCAAACGGUCUCUAAAACAAUCUGCUGGCAACUCGGGCUGGAGCAUUUGAGGUUUUCCAGGGCUCUUCUGCUGUGUCACUCUUCCCUUUAAUGUUCCAGCUCGAAGGUUGUUGUUCUUUUGCCAUCAGAGUCCGUUAAGGCGCCGGUAAGAGUAUCUGCUCCAAGGACAAGGUGUAGAAGGCAGUGAGAACAAGAGAUACUGCAGAGCAGUGUUGUUUUUGGUGUAAUCUGCCUUAUCAGCAUGUGAUGCAAAGACAGGGCAGUUUUCACAGGACUUGGAGGCUGCGUGGUGACAUGUUUUCUGUCCUUUAUGAAAUCCACCACGUUAUUUUGAUUAGAACACUAACGUAACUCCUGGCAGCCUCAAAUCUUACUGCCAGCAGCUAUUUCCCUCCAAAGCCCGGUGCAGUGCUAACAAGCAGAAGGAUCUCGUGUGUCCUGUUUACGAGGAGCUCUGCAGACGGAGGUGUUCCGUGGGAGGUAACAAGGUAGCGCUGUAGCCGUGUAUAAAAGGUGGAAAAAUGUUGUGUGUGCAGACAGGCUGUUGUGUUAAUUUGUGUUUGAUGGUGUUCAGAAACUCCAGCUGCAAUAACGGCAUGAUGACGUUAAGUUCUUUUAUAUCUAAACAUAUAUAUUUUGUAUCUGUGCAUGCACAUAUGUGUAUAUAUAUCUUUUGUCUCGUGGGAAAGUCCGUGUUUGGAUCAUCGGUGCUUCAGCUGCUGCUGUACUUGAAUGUGAUUUCCUUAUGUUUGUUCAGUUUUUAGGUGGCAGAGACACGGUGAAGCUCUGUGUGGGGCAAGGAGAGCUGAUGGGGGAGCCUGGGGUGUGACCCAGGAUGGAUUGGCUGUGACGGCGUGCCUUAGCUGGAGAGGUAGUUACCAUGAAGAGUUCCUGCAGAGCUGGCCUCCACAGGGAACCGCUGAAUUCCACAUCCUCCACCUUCCACCAGGUCAAACGGGUCUCUGGUAUGCACUUAAAGCCAUAUCUCAAGUUACAGAAGAAAGAGCGAUCCCCAGAAAUAAGCCAGGAUUCCCUGCGAGGCCACCAGGGAUCAGCUCAAGGAGAAAAAUACACCACCUGCACCAAACUGAGCGUUUUCCCAAAACCCUCCCUCGUGACUCCAUCUCAAAAGCUUCUGGGGAUUAUUUAUCCAAAUACUAUGUGCAAUAUGAACGGGAAAGGUCCAGCGGAUGGUCCAAGUGCAAGGGAAAAGAAGAACGCCCUGUCUGCAACGAUCCACCAGGGAGAGGAAGGGGAAGGGCCUCUGGAUGUCUGGGCCGUGGUGAAACCUGGCAACACGAAGGAGAAAAUCGCGUUCUUCGCGGCCCAGCAGUGCAGCAGCACCAGCCGGGUGGGCUCCAUGAAAAUCAAGAGCACGUGGGACAUCGACGGGAGGACGGCCAAGCGCAGGAAAAAAUCGGUGGACCUCAAAAAAGCCAAAAUCCAACUGGAAAGGAUGAGGGAGGCCAAUGCCAGGUGCUCCCAGCCGGAGCCUUUUGCCUGUGGCAUCGAGCACUGCUCGGUGCACUACGGGAAUGACAGCGGAGAGGGGGCGUUCCCGGGCCGGUCCCUCUCGGUGAUAGAGAUGGUGGCUUUCCUGGAGCAGCGAGCGAGUGCUUUGCUGGUGGACUGUGCUAAAACCUGCACGGCUGCCCCUGCCACGAGGCCGAGCGCUCAGCCCAAGGGGGCCCUUCCCAGCUCCGACCCUUUUUCCUCGGCCGGGGCGUGCGAGGUGCAUGCGGAGCAGCAGGGCGAGCCCGUGCGCGUGCUGGACAUGGUGGCCAAGCUGGAGUCGGAGUGCCUGAGGCGCCAGAGCGAGCGGGAGGCCGGGAGCCUCUCCCGGAACAACAGCUUCCGCAGAAACGUCGGGAGGGUGCUUCUGGCCAACGGCACCCAGCCCGAGGGAGAGGCGGGGAAGGGGGUGCCGGGGGUUCUGGCUCAGGGGGAUGGCUUGGGGGAGGCGGGGGUGGCAGAGGCUGGAUACGGAGGUCGUUGUGGUGCUCUGGGUGACGCCGAGUCGUGGGAUGGCGGCGCCUCUGCUCGGCGGCCUUUUCCUUCGGGGCUGGAUACCCGGAUGGGGAAUGUGAAUUCGGGACUUGCUCACGCGGUGCUGGCGAUGGCAGCCGGCAGGAGCGACACUGAGACACGGAUUGAGCCUCCCAGAGCUCUGCUGUCCUCGUGUCCAGCUGCUGCUGGCAGGCUGCCACCAGAUCCCUUGCAGAGCAAAAACGCGACUGUUGAUUGUACGUCGAAGGAGCCUGUGAUUUUCCCAAAGCAGAGCCUGCAUCCUGCGAGGAAGGAGCCCUUGUGCAUCAGUAUAUCCGUCACCAAGACCGAGAAGGGGUGCAGGAAAGAGAAGCUCUCCAACUCCAGUUCUAGUGAGGAUUCACUCCCGGGGAGGCUGUUUUUCCUGCAGGAUGAGCAGCCUGCUGCUCAUGAGCAACAGCCACCACGGGAAAGUACCCAAGAGAAGCCAGGAGAAGUAGCCCAGAAUGAGGAUGAGGAUGCUUUGGCAUCCGGCAGGUUGUGUGUCAGGAGCAGUGUCCCUACAGAGCCAUCAGCCCCCUCUGUCCCUCCCUCAGAAGGGGCCUUGCAAGUACUUGACGCUUCCUGCCUGAAAAGGCAGGUUUCGCAUGACUUUCUGGAGACCAGGUUUAAAAUCCAGCAGCUUCUGGAGCCUCAGCAGUAUAUGGCCUUCCUGCCUCACCACAUCAUAGUGAAGAUCUUUGGGUUGCUCCCUACCAGGAGCCUGGUGGCCCUGAAAUGCACUUGCUACUACUUCAAGUUCAUCAUUGAGUACUACAACAUCCGGCCUGCGGACUCGCGCUGGGUCCGGGACCCCCGGUACCGGGAGGACCCCUGCAAGCAGUGCAAGAAGAAGUACGUGAAGGGGGACGUGUCUCUGUGCCGGUGGCACCCCAAACCCUACUGCCAGGCCCUGCCCUACGGGCCUGGCUACUGGAUGUGCUGCCACCGGUCCCAGAAGGGCAUCCCGGGCUGUAAGUUGGGUCUCCAUGACAAUCACUGGGUCCCCGCCUGCCACAGCUUUAACCGCGCCAUCCACAAGAAGACCAGAGGAGCGGGAACCGAAGUGGAAGAGGAAUAUUAGUGCACAUACACUUUUCCUGCGAGAUUGUUUGGGGUAGGAGGAGAUUCUCAUGCCUUGUGCUGUUUACAGUGUAUAUAAUUGUCGUGGUUAUUUUUUUUUUUUGUUUGUUUUGUUUUGUUUUCCACAGGGCUAUGAAACUGCACAUACUCAAACACAAGAGCCUUUACCUUUUAGAUUUAAGAGAGCUUUUAGUCCAUCUCUGUAAAUAACACUAUAAAAAAACCCUAAUUGUACAUACAGAGUCUACAGCUGGCUGAACAAGGUAACCCCCUACAAUGCAGCUAUCCCAGUGUUGCGGCUAUAGGUGUGUGUGUUUUUAAGUGUCUUGUUUCAAAAUCUGUAUAUUCCGCAUAAUAUAUGAAUGUUUCUGAGAAGAAACUCUAAAUAGGUAAAGGUCAACUUGUUUAAAGAAGCUGCAGACAACUUAACUGGACAACCUGAAACUUAGACUAUAGAACAGACCCAUUAUAGUAGCGUGGCAGUGGAUUUAAAAAUAAAAAAA